This is a messenger RNA of Saccharomyces eubayanus, 1392 nucleotides long. It is a transcript of the gene ARG4, whose product is annotated as argininosuccinate lyase ARG4. NCBI's taxonomy places the organism in Eukaryota, Fungi, Ascomycota, Saccharomycetes, Saccharomycetales, Saccharomycetaceae. The transcript has a single exon. Gene Ontology annotation, molecular function: argininosuccinate lyase activity. The coding region runs from base 1 to 1392 and encodes 463 amino acids. The record is from RefSeq and is a predicted model, not a curated record. Gene Ontology annotation, cellular component: cytosol.
AUGUCUGACGGUACUCAAAAACUAUGGGGUGGGAGAUUCACUGGCGAAACCGAUCCUUUGAUGCACCUGUACAAUGCAUCUCUUCCAUAUGAUUAUAAGAUGUACAAGGCCGACCUGGAAGGUACCAAGGUAUACACUGCGGGUUUGCAGAAACUUGGCCUUUUAACGGAGACAGAGCUGGCCAAGAUCCAUGAAGGGUUGGCUGAAAUCAAGAAAGAAUGGGAAGCUGACAAAUUCGUCCGUCAUGCAAACGAUGAAGACAUCCAUACUGCUAACGAAAGACGCCUUGGUGAACUCAUUGGCCGUGACAUUGCUGGUAAAGUUCAUACCGGUAGGUCGCGUAACGACCAAGUCGUUACUGAUUUGAGAAUCUACUGCCGUGACGUGGUCAACGACAGUCUCUUCCCAGCCAUGAAGGGCUUGGUCGAUGUUCUGGUCAAGAGAGCAGAGGGAGAAAUGGAUAUCCUGAUGCCAGGCUACACACAUUUACAAAGAGCUCAACCUAUUAGAUGGUCUCACUGGUUGAGUUCUUAUGCUACCUACUUUACAGAAGAUUACAAAAGACUGGUUCAAAUAUUACAUAGAUUAAACCAAUCGCCAUUGGGUGCAGGCGCUCUUGCUGGCCAUCCUUACGGUAUCGACAGAGAAUUUUUGGCUGAAGGAUUAGGUUUCAAUAGUGUCAUUGGUAAUUCAUUGGUUGCGGUUUCUGACAGAGAUUUCAUCGUGGAAUUGAUGUUUUGGGGAACCCUGUUCAUGAACCAUAUUUCCCGUUUUGCUGAAGAUUUGAUUAUAUACUGCACGGCUGAAUUCGGUUUCAUACAGUUAAGCGAUGCUUACUCAACAGGUUCCUCCUUGAUGCCCCAAAAGAAAAACGCCGACUCCUUAGAAUUAUUGAGAGGUAAGUCCGGGAGAGUCUUUGGUGACCUAACAGGGUUCUUAAUGAGUUUGAAGGGUAUCCCAUCUACUUACGAUAAAGAUAUGCAAGAAGACAAGGAACCUCUGUUUGAUUGUUUGACCACUGUAGAACAUUCCAUGUUGAUUGCUACAGGUGUUAUUUCUACAUUGACCGUCAACAAGGAUAAGAUGGAAGCCGCCCUAACAAUGGAUAUGUUGGCUACUGACUUGGCUGAUUACUUGGUCAGAAAAGGUGUUCCAUUCAGAGAGACCCAUCACAUCUCUGGUGAAUGUGUUGCUGCCGCUGAAAGAUUGGGUCUGAGUGGUAUUGACAAAUUGACUUUAGAACAAUACAAAAAGAUCGAUCCAAGAUUUGCUGAAGAUCUUUUCGAAACUUUCAACUUCGAACAAAGUGUUGAAAGGAGAGAUGCUACUGGUGGCACAGCUAAAUCGGCUAUUCUUAAACAGUUGAACAACUUGAAGUCCCAAUUACAAUAA